Messenger RNA from Podarcis lilfordi (Lilford's wall lizard), 13227 nucleotides. NCBI's taxonomy places the organism in Eukaryota, Metazoa, Chordata, Lepidosauria, Squamata, Lacertidae. The record is from the annotation of a GenBank genome assembly.
GGGGGGGAAGGAGAAGCGUUCCCAGAAUUCAGCGCACCUUUGACCUCCGUGACCCAAGAUGGCUGCGCCCAGGGCCGCGGAGGAGACGCUUUGAGUGAGUGGAAGGUAAGAGGGGUCAGUGGCUAAAAAGAUGCGGGGAGGUUGAACUUGGGGUGACCAACGGGGAGAGUGAACCUGGAAGUUGCCUUAGACCGUUCGCCCAUGCAGUCUAGCGUUGUCUGCACUGACUGGCAGCGGCUAUGCAGGGAUUGGAGCUUCUGCACGCAGAGACUGUGCUUUGCCACUGAGCUAUGGCGCUUCCCCCUAAGAGCAAAUUUAGGGGUUUAAAUAGACAUGCAGGUGAAGCUGUCUCAUACAAAGGCCACACCAGACUUUUAAAGCACUGUGACAGCCCUUUAAGAGUCAUUGGAACUGGAGUCUUGUAAGGGUGCUGAGAGUUGUUGGAAGGCCUCUGUUCCCCUCGUAGGGCUACAAUUGUCAGAGUUCCCUGGGAAUAAGAAUUGAUGGUUAAAUACUAUAUAGAAGGAGUGCAUCCCCAGCUGCAUUUUAGCCCAUGUUUGUGAAGCAGAAGCUGGUUGUUGCUCUGGCUUAAUAGCACCUAAAUGCAAAGAGGUUACUUUUCUAAAUGUGGUAUCAGUUGAAUGAUUUCUCACCCCUGACCUUCAGCCUUUCCCUUCCUGAAACUGAGCCAGGGCCCCCAGGUCCCAUAGUUCCUCCUAAAAAGCACCCUAUUCCUUCAGCUAUAUUUUCAGAAAAUAUAUCUAGCAGAUUCUCAAAGCCCAGCUGCAGCGCUGGUCUCUCCUGAUGUCCUCUUUGGGCUCCAGGAAGGGUCUCCUCGUAAGCCAUGAGAACUCAUGAGCUAUCUCCUGCGAUUUUCAGGUUAGAAUAUCACAGGCUAGCCAGCUGCACAUAAGUGGGGGGGACACUCGUGGUCAGUGUUAGAAAUUCAGGUGUAUAAGCUAGGUGCCAAAUGGCACCUUAAACCUAGGUUACGGUUGCCACAACAGAAUGUCUGUUCGCCAGGGUGUUGGACUAGAUGACUCCUGGGGUCCCUUCUAAUACUAUGAUUCUAUGAUCUCGAUUAAAUUGCUGUACUGUAGCUUGCUCUUGCAACAGUUCACUUGUCCCAGUAUGCAAGAAGGAGAAACACACACAGUGGAAAUAGAAAUAGAAAUUAACUAUGGAUUAAGGCAGAGGUUUACAAACUGUGGUUGCCAAUCUGGUGCCCAGAAAUCUCCACGGAGUUGUAAUUGGACCUGCACCAGUAGCAAAAUGCGCCUGGCGCCUGGGGAAUUUUGAUCAAUGCCUGUGGUUGGAUUUCCAAUGUAACAAUAGGCUCCAAUAGGCUCUGGCUCCACCUCCUGUCGGCCUGCUUUCUGCCCUAUCAAUCACAAGGGGCACCAGCUACCCCAACUUGUCAUUGCAUUUCUUCCAGUUUGGGUUAAAGAUUACUGAUGCUUUAGAGCAGUGGUUCCCAACCUUUUUUUGGCCAUGCCCCAGCUAAGCAUCUCUAAAAUCCUGAUGCCCUCCCCACUGUGGCAUAUAAUUCUUGUUAUUCAAAAAGUGAACUCCUGUUCACGUGUAGGAAGCUUAAAAGGCCAUUCACUGUUAAUAACUCAUUCUCGAUUUGCCCCCCUUAAAAAUCAAAUCCCCCCCCGUGGUCCGUGUGUCCCACGUUGGGAACCAUGGCUUUAGAGCAUUGAUUCUGGUUUUUAGAUACUUUGAUUAUUUUAGAUUUUAGAUACGUUGAUUAUUUCGUCUUUCCCCAGCUUGGAGGCUUCCAGAUUCCUGUGGGUAUAGGACGGUAUACAAAUUUAAUAAAUAAUAACAAUAAAUAAUAACAACAAUUCCCAUCAUUCCUGACCUUGGGUCAUUCUGACUGGGGCUAAUGGAAGUUGUAGUCCAAAACAUUUGGAGGGCACCAGGUUGGGGAAGAUUAUCUUUUCCUGAGUUGUAUAUAGUUUUAAGCCAUUGUUACUUCUCCUUAGUUGUGAAAUUGAUGUGCUUUUGAUUUUAUAUGUGGUUUUUUGUAAUCUGUCCACAGAUGACAUUGUGUAGAACUCUUUUUAAUAAUAUUAAAUUUGACUUUUUCUAAUUCAGAUCUAGCCAGAACUUGAAUUACGAUGUCGAAGAUAUCCCGUGCUGCUUCUAAAGCAGUACAAAAGGUGGACCCUGGAAAUUUGAUCCGGUCGAUCAUCCGAGCUGGGCAGGCUGUUCCUGGACCACCCUUAGGACCUAUCCUUGGGCAGGUAUGCAUGGGAGAGGGUUAGGAGGAAUGGAGGUCUAGCAGAAUUGAAGUGUGAGGCUAGAUAACUGAGAGAGUUUCUUUGGGAGCGGGCCACAGUUUGGGACAUAAAUUGGCUCCUUUUAGAAAACAAUCAGUUUUGCUGUUUUCUUCUCUGCCUUUGAUUAAAAUCCCUGGUAUUGAUCAUAAUGAAAAUAAUGAAGGUGUAGCUAACUGGCUGGAAGGUGGCAAUUGAGUGCUAAGGCUUGGAUCAACUGAGCAGUUAUACUGUUUGGCUUGGAAACCCACUCCCUAGUCCUUCGAUUGCAUGAACUUGUUGGGAUUAUUCUGAACCUUCUCCCCCCCCCCCAUCUCCCCCCCCCAUCUGUACCAUGGCAGUGAGGUGUAUAUGUAUACACGCACAAAAUUAGCAGCUAAGUCUUGAAACACUGGGCAAUGUGUUCUGGAGGCCCUGCUGUUAAACCCCAGAUGUGUGUAGAAGUUGAUUGCCCUUGUUCACUGGUAAGAGUGGGCAGGGGGGAAGAACACUCUCGACAUGCUUAGAGGCACUCUCUUCUUUAUUGCUUCACGUUCUGGAGCUGAACCCCCAACUCAGAUACAAUCCUUAUCCGAUCGUAAGCAAAAUAGAGUGAAUCACAGCCACGUAGUUUGGUUAGUCAUUUUGCUAAGCUGCUUUUCUUAGGAUAAGGGACAUGGAAGUGGUGAUUUCCUUUAAGAAACUGUUUUGGCAAUUUUGAGAAUAGAAGAUAGAAAUGAAGCUGGCUGCAAGAGCGAAAAAACUUUCCCACUCCCUCGGCGGCAGGAUUGUGUCUCCCUUUGUAGUACGAAGAAGCACAGAUUGUGAGAUUUGAUUUCUAAGGACACAUGUGACAAAACUUAACUCUGCUGUUUCUGAGCUUAUGGGGUACAGAUCAAUUACUGUAACAAAAUUAAGAACCCAAGACAUAAGAGCAGAGCCUAGUUCUUCUGUGCCCAUUAUGCUCAGGUGACUGAAGGUGCGUCCAGAUGUGGAUGAUUUAGCAGCAGCUGAUCAUUGCCAUUCUGCUUUAACCCAGAACCUGAACAGUAUCUAAUUCCAGACUUCUGGAAUCCAAACAAAAUACUGUAGUCCAAGCGAGCAGUCCUUGUAUCCCAGUCCCAUAUAUUACGGAGGAGGCCAUUUUUAUUGGGGCCAUGGUGUGUGUAUUGGGUUGGGGGGAGAUAAGUAUUCCCACCCCACCAUUAGCUGCACUCUCCUACUGCAAAGUAGGGGAGUGGGGACUGAUACAAAGGCAAUAAUAUUUGGAGAGGGAGGAGCUAAAGUAACGGCAGUGAUUCUUAGACAGGAGAGGCAGACCAUAGAGAAGGACAUUUCUCGACCACAAUCUGUACAGGGCAUUAUUGACCUGUCUAGGCUGCAACAGCUGGGUUAUCUACACCUGAAAAAAUAGUGUGUAGCAUCCAUUUUUAUGUUUAAAUGGGAUUUUCUGAGCUGGGGUGGAGGGGAGGAAGUUGAAUAGGGAAAACAUGAGAUGAGGGUGUUUUGGUUGUGUAGAUGCCCUGCAAAAAGUGUGUCAAUGAAGUGUGGCUUUCUCACAGCAAAUGACCAGUGUAGAGGCAGCCUCCCCCUAUGAAGGUUCUGUUGUUACACUCUUGCUGAUACACCCAGUGCCCUUUUGGCCCUCUGUUCCCAGUGAGGGCACCCAAGAGAAAAGUGAGGCUGUUUGCCAGACAGCAUCACAGAAAAGGUAUCUCACAGUCCGCCCCAGACAGACUUGAGCUGUAUGUGCUGACCUGUUCUGAGUCCUCUGGAAGUGGAGGGACCAGUGGCGGCUGGUGGCGCUCUUGGGGAAAGUUGAGUAGUGUGCCUGCAGUGCUCUGACCCUUGGCUUUUAAGGUGGCAAUGUCUGUGGAGCUGGUGGCUGGUGGUUUGGACGCAGCAGUGGAACGGUUCUUCUGUAGCCUGCGGCUGUCUGUAGGAGACUUCAGCCAUCGCUUGCGGUGGUUCACCUGGGCUGUGUCCGUAGGGCAUGCCAGCCGUGGCCUGAGCACACUUGCAAACCCUGUCAGGUGUCAGGUGCCCAUGGUGUGUUUCAUCUGUGUUUCUACGAAGCUGCUCAUCCAUUGGCUGAGUAUGUCCAAGGCCCCGGCUGCCUCGGAUGUGGCUGUGGCCUGUUUCCCUUCUGCCCCGAGUGCUUCUGUGGUGCUGGAGGGCAGCGCAGCACUUUAGCGCAAUGGCCAAGAAGUUCUUCCCCAUGAAGAUGGAGGAGAUGCGCUGGUCAUGGCAGAGGAGCAACAGCCCCCCGCGGAUGAAGAUGGUGGCCACGUUGACGCUGGCCAGACUCAGGAGCGGGUAGAGAGCGCCAGGGCGAGGGCCCUGCACCCCCAGCUCAUUUAGCGAGACGCAAGGGAGAAUCAGCAGGAGGCCAUAGCAGUAGAAGAAGGUCAGGCCCUCAGCCCACAGGGGGAGCACCCGCCGCUGCGGCUCCCACAGGCUGGCCUGAAUCUCCAGCACAUCCAGCAGGUCCAACACCACCCAAAAGAGGCGCCCGCGCAGUUCGUCUUUCUUCCGGAAGCUGGCGGAGGCCUGGGCCACCAGCUCAGUGGCUCCAAGGACCGUGUAAAGGGCAGGGAUGCAGAUGGAGAGCAGGAGGGUCAGGGUGCGCCGGGCCAGCGGGUCAGGCGCCCGCCCCUCGGUUGCGUAGUGCUGGUAGACGAAGUAGAGCUUGAUCUCCAGCGCGAAGGCAAAGAGAAACCACAGCACCAUGGCGUAGCCUCGCUGGGCCGGCCUCACCUCGCUGCCUACCCACAUGGUCGCGUAGCGCAGCACAAGCAAAAAGAAGAGGUCCCCAGCCAGGGCAAGGGCGCCGACUCCCAGGCGCCGGGCCCCUGUGCUCUGCUCCACCAGGUAGACAUCCAUCGCCCCCAUGGUGCAGACGAUGACCACAGCUGCCACGCAGGUGUGUGGGAUGUUGGGGGCCUGCUGCUCCAUGGUGCCUUUUGGGGGGGCGAGAAAGAGGAGAGCAUACAAUGAAGGAAAUUAAGAAGGAAGGUUGGGGGGGCAUUUUCUGAGGAUCUUACUUUCCCAUCUGAAAGGAGUGAGAAAGAGAGAGCUCUGGAACAUUGGAAACUGUCUUGUAAUGAGUCAGACCCUGCGAUCCCAUCUAGCUGGUACUGCGUGCACUGACUGGCAGUGGCAUUCCAGCAUUUCAGACAGGAUUCUCUCCCAGCCCUGCCUGGAGAAGCUGGGGAUCAAUCCUGGGACCUUUUGCAUGCAAAGCAAACUGAGUUUCAACGCUUCCAAAAUUAUGCAUUUAAUCAAAUAAAUGGGGGGGACGACUUGGUUGUGGCCUAUUUUUAAUUAAUUAAUUAAAUUUCUAUUUUAUUUUUAAUUUGCCCAUCAGUAAAUAUUUCCUUGGUGGCAUAUAAGCAAAACAAUGCUCAAAAAAAAAAGGAAAAAGGAAAAUAACACAGUUAAAAAUGAACAGCAGUUUUGUUAACAAUAGAGAUAGCGUAAAAAAGCUCAAACUGAAAACACUAUUAAAAAGCCUCUAGGUGAAUAAAAAAAAGGUAUUUGCAACCACUGAAAAGGCUAUAGAGGAGGCAUACAUGAGAAGAGGCAAAUCUUCUAGGGAUGUGUAGGUAAAACCAGCGUCAUCAGGGCUUGCAGGGGCCUUCUGGCUUCAGUGUCGCGGUCAGACUGGGGCUGUGGGUGGUUGCUGAAGCCUAUUCACAUGAGCUGCAAAGAACAGCAAUGGGGGUAGGGAGCGUAUAAAUAAAAUUGCCUUGCUCCACUUACUUUGUGACUCGUGCCAGCCUGUAGAAAAGGUCACUCUUGCUUCUGCGCACUUGAACUGCCUAGUUGGGGGCGCCUUCUUCAUGCCCUGUCAGUAUCCGUUAUCGGAAGGCUGAAGCAACCGCCUUUGUCUUAAAACGCCAGAUUGCUGAUCCCAUCUGAUCACUGGAAACGCCAUGACUGUGGACUUUGAAGCCGGGUUGGGGGGGGGGACCUGCAAAGACCCAUUGGUUUAAAACCUCCAAUCACCUUUUCCCUGGUCAGUUCUCCUGAAAGUCCACCUCUUCUUUCACUUCAUCCCAAACCAGACCUGAGACAUUUGGGCUUUGAACCAGGAAGCCCCUCCUUCAAAAGACGUCUGGACCAUGAACUUCCUAGGCGGCCUUAGCGAAGCCCCUCUCAGUCUCCCCACCACCACCAGUCUGCAAUAUGAGGAUAAGAAUGCAGGCCUACUUUUCAGGGUUGUUGCAAGGAUUAAAUGCAUACAGGCAAUGUGUGUAACGCCCUUUGGGUAUUCUUUAAAAAGCUAUAUAAUAUGUGCUGCCAACAUUAAUAGAGUCUGAGCUCGUGUCACUUGAGAGGGGGCCUUUUCGAAUAUGCCUCCCCCUGCUCCUCUGGAGGUCUCCCUGCAAUCAUUAACAUCCUUACGCCAUCAGGUAAAAACUUAACCUUUUCUCCUAGACAUUUGAUGGGUUUUGAAGAUUUUGCUGUCUAUUUAUGGUAUGCGUUUUGCUGCUGUUUUAUGGGUCUGUUUUAUAGAUUGUUGUAAUUGCACUGUAAUGCAUUGUUCUUUUUUAUUUUAUGGUUAAUGUAUGUUAUGCUCUUCAAGUUUUUGCAAGUGGCUUGGAUAGUCUUUCUGUGGCAAGCGGCUGGUACGAAUUCAGAAACAACAAUAGAGUAUUGUGGCACGUUAAACACUAACAAAUUUAUGAUUGCACUAACUUUCAUGGACUGUAGUUUGUGAAAACCUUUGCUGUAAUAAAUUUGUUGGGUCUCUUAAGGUGCCACAAUACUUGUUGGUUUUGCUGCAACAGGCUGACACAGUCUCUUUGACUAGCAUUAGGUACAACCUGUUAAUUCUGCAUUUGGGUAAAGGUGUGUUUUUCUUUAGUCCUGAAUCUACUGCUAAUCAAUUUUACUGGAUCAUCCCAGGUUUUAGUAUGAAACAGGCAAAUUCCGCUCCACCAACUUUCUACUGCACAUGAGUCACAGUUUUUAAAAACCUCAGCUCACCUUUCUCUUAACCAUCUCUUUUUUCAAACUAAAAAGCCUCAAAUGUUGUAACAUCUCCUCCUAGUGCAGUUGCUGUCCAGCUCCCUGAUAAUUUUUGUUGCCCUUGUUUUCUGCACCUUUCCCAGCUCUGCAUUAUCCCUUUUUGUUCCCCGUGUGGCUGCACCAUGGAUUUCUGUAAAGGCAUUGCAGUGCAAUCAGUCUUACUUCCAGCCCUUUCCCUAAUACAGUAAUCACAGCCGUGGGACUUGCCUCUUUUGUACUGGCAUGAAGUAUUAUUUAUGAAUUAAUAUUGAUAAUGAACCCUUCCUUAACUUUAUUGUCACUUGGAUGCCCGCAUGGAGAUUUUGUGCUGAGCACAUCCAAAGGGCUUAAAUUUGAGCCAGCAGUCAAGCUGGCUGAAGUUGCAUUUAAGGAGAGGCUGCCCCUAUCCAUGUGCAGAGUAUGUGUUUAGAGAGUGGGGGAGCAUUUCCAGGUCAGAGUGCAUAGCAUCCAGACAGCUUGAGCACCCUGCCCCCAACACCUGGCCCACAAAUCUUUCCCACAGGGUUACAGCCACCACAUAGAUCAUCACAGCACAGCAAUGACUCAGUAUGGACAGUUUUAUGCUAACUCUGGACCAGCGCAGAAGUGGAGCAACAGAAGUAGAUGCACAAAACUAACCCUCUCUGCAGUCAGACAAACUUAUCCACUACAACCCCAAGAUCUUAUUCUGGGUCAGUUCAGACACAGUUCCCUGUCCAUUCCCCCCAACCCCCAGUAAUCCCCACAAAACUGAGACAUUCCUCCCUCCCACCCCUGAAUUACCAUACAAAUCCUCAGCCUUCUUGAAAGGACAAGGCACUGGGAUUUGGGACCCCCUCUGCCUGCUCAACUUGCUCAGACCAAGGUUUUCAGGAGCAUGAAGGCUGUAGGAAGAGGCUUCAGAACAAGCAGGAGUGCAGAGGCCAAGGCCUGGAGGCACCAUUUGCCCAGUGAGGAGAGAGAGAGAGCUGCUCUGUACAUCCUCAGAGGCACUCUUUCUCCUGCUCAGAUAUCCUCAUGUGCAUACCAGACAGGACUGGGAGGGAAUGGGGUCUUCCCCAGUUGUGAGUGAAAUUCCCCCACCCAAGGAGUUGGGAACCACUUUGUGUACAGAGGUAACAGGGAGGUAUCCUGAUUCUUGGAUUUAUUUGGUUUUUAUUAGACGGGGGAGCCUUGUAGAAAGUGUGCAUGUGUGUCUGUUUCUGUGUGUCUGUUUGUGCAUUAUGCCGGAGGGAUCUCCGUCCUCUAGAUUGGGGGUGUUGAGGGGAGGGACCUACGUAUUUGCUGGACAAGUGCAUGGCAGCUGUGUGUGUGUGUGUGUGUCUGCUUGACUCUGUCCCUGUUCAGCCAUCCUGUUUUUGCCGCUGGGAGGGAGGGUGGGCUGUUGAGUCCUUGCCAUUCACAUCCUCCCCCUCCCCUCCCCCUCCUCAGCUCUACAGUUGCUCCUUGUGCCAAAGGAAACGCACACAGGAUAUCCUGGUUCGGCCCCCUCCCCACUGCUCGCGGGCGGGGGAUCUCUGGCGCAUCCUCCCCUCCUCCCUUCUUCCAAUACCUGCAGGGAUCCGGCAGCGUGUGCUUCUACCUACCUCUCCCGAUGUGCUCAGAGCAAGGCAGAGACAGGGUGAGGCGGUCUGUUCUCCCUCAAGGAGGAGGAGGAGGAGGAUCCCUGUGUGUGCGUCUCCCCACCCCCAGCCUGCUCUUGGACGGAGGAUUUAAACACACACGUACACACAAAGCUCCCUCGUUUCGCCUUCGCCGUCGUUCAGUUUUUCUUGCCCAUUCAAAGGGCCAUGGCUGUGGGACUGUUUCCAAGUGGUUUUCAUUUGAGCCUUCAUUCAAGUCUGGCACAAUUGAAGUAACCGUCGAGGGGCGGGGAGUUCCUCUGAGCAUAUGCUGAGUGCCUCUUUGGUCCCAGGGGCAGGUGAUUCACUCAGCCGCACUUUGCCACCUUGAGUGGGAUAGAUGUGUAAGAAAUGACUCUGUCCAUCCAUGAUUAAAGGAGGCAGCUGGUUCCAAACCAGAAGGGUUAAUUAACAUCCAAGCAGCUUGAGACUCAGCACCACUCUUUAGAAAUAGACUGCUGUGCUGCACCUCUUUUCUGGAGCAGCGCUGGAGCAGAAACUAGCCUACUGUAGAUAGGUGAAAUUUGCAUUCCCUCCCCCUCCACUCUCUUUUUCCUCUGAGCCUGCCCACUAUUGGCCACAUGGUCCCUGGAAGCUUUCCCUUGGGCUGAACAAGGGAUUCCUCCACCAUCAUCACCCCCACUGUUACCUCCCCCGCCAAGCUUAGACAGGGCAGCUAUAGGAGAGUUUGCCCCUUCUGGGGAAAGGCUUGGGAGCUGAGUCCUGAAAUCCUUCUAGCACCCAGAAAAAGGAAGAUUGGGUAGAGACACAAUAGCAGGCUUCAAAUAGCUGAAGGGCUGUCACUCACAAGAUGGGACAGACUUGAUUCUGGCCCAGACAGCAGGAUUAGAAGCAAUGGAGGGGCAGGAAUGCCAGGGAGCAGAUUUCAGCUGCUUGUGAUACAUGCUGUUCAGUAGUGGAACAGGCCACCUGGGGAUGUGGUGGGCACUUACUUUCCAGGAGGCAAUUCAGCUGAGAGCGGAUCGCCUUCUCCCAGGAAUGCUGUGGUUGCAUCCUGAAUUCUUUCUGAUCCUGCAAAGUGUUGGACUAGCUGCCCUCUGAAUUUCCUUCUAAAUCUCACUUUGUGUGAUUCCUGUCUCUUAUCCCCCUCCAGAGAGGCAUCUCCAUUGGGCAAUUCUGCAAGGAUUUCAAUGAACGCACAAAGGACAUCAAGGAAGGGAUCCCUCUGCCCACACGCAUCAUUGUACGGGUGAGAAGAACAUAAUUUACCUAUUUAUUUAGAGGCAGGGCUGGAAACAUCUUGCAGGCAGAUGUCUGUCUUGAACCUUGAGUGCCUGGGCCCUAGAGUUCAAAUACUUCUGUGUGCAGCUUGCUCUGGAGGAUCCCAGGUCGUGUGCCAACCACUUUUGACGUCUUACACAGAGUCAGAUCCUUGGCCCAUGUUGUAUACAGUGACUGGUGGUAUCUCUCCUGAGACAUGUGCUGUACCACUGAGUUACUAAUAAUAAUGGAUGUGGUAGUCCAGAACAUCUGGAGGGCCCCACGCCUGGUUUGCACCUCAUUUUUGUGUUUGCGCCUUUGCCAGAGAUCUCUGAGGCAUGGCUGACUUAACUCUCUUAGCUUUUCCCUGUACUCCUUUUUGCAGCCUGACCGAUCGUACGAGCUUCAGAUAAACAAGCCAACAGCCACGUAUUUUCUGCUGUCGGCGGCUGGCAUAGAAAAGGGAGCAACAAAUCCUGGUGAGAGACACAACCAGGGAGGGAAGCUGCUGGGUCGAGUGAAGGUCCAGAGGCAAAGCACUGGGAGAGAACGGCAGAAAGGAGCCAUCUGAGCACCAGAGCUGGGGGGGGGGGGGCAUGGGACCAGCAGCCCACGUCCUGGCAAUGUUGUCACCAGUGGCUUCUGGGUUGGGGUUGGUUUUCCCACCUGUUUGUCAAGGCUCAAAUCACUUAAGUACAGUGGAACCUUGCUUCCCAAAUGGCUUAGUUGCCAAACAAAUCGGCUCUCUUAACGCCGCAAACCCAGAAGUGAGUGUUCCAGUCUGCGGGUGUUUUUCGGACACUCCUGCAGCCAAUUGGAAGCCAUGCCUUGGUUUUCGAACGGUUUUGGGAGUCUUCUAAUGCUCUGCAGGAUGUUUUUUCCAUUUGUUGUUUUUGCUGUGACAGUCUAGCACAGACUCUGGAGUUACCACUAAGUACAUGCCCCACAUUAGAACAGGUUCAAAAUUGUGUUGGGGGAAGCAUAAGCCUUGGAGUUUGAAUAUUUUGAGUUCAAAUGAAUUUUUUUCCCCUCUCUCAUGUGCAUGAUAACACACAUGGCUAAAAAUGUUGGGAGUUUUGAGGUGUGCUGGGAUUUCCCCCUCUUGGGCUUUGGUAGCAAACCUCCAAUUGGCUCUUCCUGGCUUUAAGACCCUCUCUUUGCUGUGCUGCAGGGCAUGAGGUGGCAGGAAUGGUGACCUUGAAGCACUUGUACGAAAUCGCCCUGGUGAAGUCUCAGGACCCAAACUUCGUGCUCCGCGACACGCCGCUCGAGAAGGUCGUCCUGUCACUCAUGGGGACUGCCCGGUCGCUGGGCAUCAAGGUGGUGAAAGAGUAAGUGACUGGUGCCCAUGGGAAUCAGUAGCUGAAGAGCACAAACCUUGGGAAGAAUCCACGAGGCAGCGGAGAAGCAGACUCUGGUUGCAGUUUGCAUACAACGAUAAACCAGGCUUCUCAGUUUAUUGAAUGAGCAGGGGGCUGGUCCAUGUUAUCUUCCCAGUUUGCCCCACCCUUGGGGCAGGCAGGAGUAGGAAAAUGGGAAGACUCAGCUUCCUGUUCUGCCCAAAUGAAGGGUCAUAGUUUCUUGCUUCCUUAACAGUUUGGGACCAGUUUACUUAAGGGAUCUCCCCACCACCCCAGUUGGAUCACUUUGAUCUGCAGAACUUGCAGUUUGACUAAAGCCACACCAUCCCAGUCCACAUUUGCAGGGAUUUGACCCUUUAGUGUGGCAGCACACUUGCUGUGGAAUUCUGUACCUAUUGACAUUAAGCGGUUGCUCUCACUAUAUUGUUUUGUCGUUGCUCUAUUGAUAAUUCACCUUUUCUCCAAGGACAUGGCCCUUGUCCUCCCAGUUUUAUCCCCACAACAACCCUGUGAGGUAGGACGGCUGCUGCAAACGUCUUCCAGCAAGCCCACCCAGGCAUUUUGCUUAGCUACCUCUAUUUGUUUCAAAAGGUUUUAUUGAUUUCAUCUAUGUUUUGGUGAUGAUGGUUUUGUGCCUAUUUAUUUUUCAAUUCAUUUGUGGAUUUCGGCCCCUUUUGAGCUACAGUGGGAGAGCAAUCUGAUCGAUUGGUUUACCAAUCUUCUAAACAAAUAGCAAGCCAACAACAAAUGGUGGCUUCAGAUGGGCUGGUGCUUAUUCAGAAAGUAUGGAUCACGGUCAUGUGUUAAUGUAGCCUCUGCUUCCUGGCCUGGUUUUUUUUUUUGGGGGGGGGGGUUUAGGUGGUGGUGGGAAGAGAGAGUAUUGGGAGGGGGAACAAUAACUGAAAUUUGGUAACCUGACGAGGUGACCCUUGAUGCCAUCGUAAGGAGAGGCUGUUGGUGGGAACCAGGAUACAACGGGCAGCCAAAGUAACUUGCCAGGUGGAAAGGAGUUUCCUGGCAGUUGGGUCACUGUUGCUUGCCCAGGAGGGGCGAGGCAGCAGAGAGGUGGACAUAGCACUGCCCUCCCUGCUGCUUCACCCUUCUCCCUCCCUCUAAGCAACAGUGACCUUCCUCCCAGAAAUCUGGUCGAGCAGCCCUGCCCCACCUGGUGAGCCCCACCUGAGCAGCAAACCCUGUGAAGCAGCAGAGAAAGGUGUGGGGCAGAACUGGAAACGGGGCAGAUAGGCUUGACGUGAAGCAAGGAGGUGCAAUUCUCUUUCCUCUUCCCCCUCCUCCAGACUCCAUGCAGAGGAAUAUGCUGCUUUCCUGAAGGAGCGCGAAGAGUUAUUGGCAGCUCAGGCCGAAGCAAAGGAAGCUGAACUGGCAGCUGCAAAGAAGAAAUGAGCACCAGCUCCCUCCAUUUGGGCACACUGAGAUUCAGAUCCCCAGAGUGCUUGGAGUGCGAAUGGUGCCGGCUUCUUACCUGUCCCGUCUGCUGUGCACUGGGAGCUAAGUCUGCUCAGUGACUGGUUUGGUGAUGCCUUGCUGAAGAAGACAGGGAGGAAGGCGAGAGGGCCAUGGCUUCUGGUCAGGGCUGGUCUGACACUGGAACUCCCAUUGUAAUUAUUGUCAGUCCCUUUUCAGUAAAUGAUUUCUUUUUAAAAAAAUAAUCUCACAAUUUUCCUCUGUGUCUUCGAAUGUCUGUGCUGUUUAUCUUUCCUCUCCCUUAAUCUUUUAAAAAGUUAUUAA